AACGGAAAUGGAGCACUGGGAAAGUAAACGCAGUUGUGCAGUGCAGUAACAUCGAUAGCAGACGUGGCGCAGGCGAUCAAGAGAACACGGUGAAACUCCCCCAAUAUUUCAGCUGGAACCAUUUCUCUCUGAUGGGGGAUUACGGAAUAGCUGUAUCCGCCAAUAUUGGAGGUUUAACGUCUUUAAAUAACAAACAUAUUUUACAGAGCAAAGGUUUAUUUACAUCAGAUCCAUCGCCAACUCGUACCAUGCAAGAUGACAUUUUACUCGAAAAAUCGACCAGUAAACAGACGCAGCAACUUCAAGUGAAUUCUGAAAAUGGAACUGAACAAAAUGGCGAGAACUUUGCUAAGAACGGGAAAAUUGACACUAAUGCGCAGUUGGAUGAUAGACGACCCGAUUUACUCGGAAAUGUGAGUACAAGUUCCAUGAAUGCUGGCGAGGUCACUAACGGUACGACAACAGCUGUCAUCUCAAUGUCGUCUGCCGCUCCGGCAUUUUGGUCAAACGCAGCAACAGAUGACAGUUUCGUCCAAGGAUUUCCCUCUGUUAAUGGUACUGUUGCAUUCCAACAGUUUCCUCCUACUGCAAAUAACAUGUUUAAUGCUGCACUGGCAUCCCAUAUGGGGAUGAACGUUCCCCCUCAGCAACAGCCACCCCCAAGGAGGGCGAUAACAGCACAUCAUAACUUUCCACAACGACAGGGUAUGAUGAUGAAUAACAAUUCUAAAUCAUAUCCCAACUGGAGUAACGCCCCCCAACCACCAUCAUGGUCACAACAAACACAAUCGUUCUCUACAGGAUGGGCAAAUGUUCCCCAGCAAAGAAGAUCUAUGCCCAGUAUGAAUCCAGUUCUUAAGAAACCCAGUAUUAACAACCAGUACCAUCGUGUCGGUCAAUCGACACCACUGAUAUCACCGUCCAAGUUUCGCCGAAGUACAUCUUUCCCAGGACAGAUGCACCAGACUGCCCUGCUUAAACCUAAUCUUGACUUGCAUAGCCUUGAUGACUCCCAAAGAGAUGCAGUACUGACCUACCAGGAUCGGAGUGGCUCAUAUGAUAGCAUGAGAUUUUCCUCAUUCGAGACCCAGCUCUUAGAUAUCAUGAGAUCUACUGGAGAUCCAAAUGAAGCUCUUAAAGGUAAACCUACAUUUGGUUUCGGAGAAGGACUCGAUGAGGAUGGUCUGGAUCAGUCUGGAGGGUCAUUUCACGGGGGCUCUCAGGGCUCCCCUGGGUCCCAGGGGGAACGUAUUGAGAGGUUUUCAAGGAAGGUCUUCGUUGGAGGUCUGCCGCCUGACAUAGAUGAAGAGGAAAUAACUGCAGCGUUUAGAAGAUUUGGUGCCCUGGUCGUUGACUGGCCCCAUAAGGCAGAGAGCAAGUCCUAUUUUCCUCCAAAAGGUUACUGCUUUUUACUGUUCCAAGAUGAGAUGUCAGUCCAAGCCUUGAUAGAAUCCUGUAUUGUAGAUGAUGACAAAUUGUACUGGUGUGUUUCCAGUCCUACAAUGAAAGACAAACCUGUUCAGAUCCGGCCAUGGAAUUUAAGUGAUUCUGAUUUUGUGAUGGAUGGUUCCCAGCCACUUGACCCGAGGAAAACUAUUUUUGUGGGAGGGGUUCCCAGACCACUGAGAGCAGUGGAGCUGGCAAUGAUUAUGGAUAGGUUAUAUGGCGGCGUAUGCUACGCAGGGAUUGAUACUGACCCAGAACUGAAGUAUCCAAAAGGGGCAGGACGGGUGGCGUUCUCCAAUCAACAAAGCUACAUUGCUGCUAUCAGUGCAAGAUUUGUCCAGCUCCAGCAUGGCGAGAUAGACAAAAGGGUGGAGGUGAAACCCUAUGUGCUGGAUGACCAAAUGUGUGAUGAGUGCCAAGGUGCCAGAUGCGGAGGGAAGUUUGCACCUUUCUUCUGUGCGAACGUCACCUGCUUACAAUACUAUUGUGAGCAUUGUUGGGCCCAGAUUCACUCUCGGCCAGGAAGAGAAUUUCAUAAGCCACUGGUAAAAGAGGGAGCUGAUCGACCCAGAGCUGUACCAUUUCGGUGGUGUUAGGGCAUGGUCAGAUUUUUUUGGGAAAAGGUGAAGAACUGCCUCGUAAAAAUGUUCAAAGUGGUGAAGCUAAUUUAUAUUAUUUAGAGGAAAGGCGAUGAUUAGAUUUUGAAAUGUGAAGUAUUUAUGAGAUCAUUUGAUACAAACAACAUUUAUAUAUUUAUCUGUAGAUAUUCUGUUAUCCAUAUUUUUUAUUUUAGUCAGAAUUUAGAGUUAAUAUAUCUAUUACAAAUAUUGUAUUGUGAUUUCGUCAGUGCUGCACUGCCACAACAUUAUGUGGAUAUAGUUAUUUGAUAUUUAUGCAGUCUCCUUGCAAAACUGUGAUUGUGUCUGGCAAAUUGACAGGACAACAAGUGUUUACUUGUAGUCAAGGGGUAAGAACCUUUGCCCUGAACUCCUAGCAGAGGUAUGGUUAUAGAUGGCUAGUGCUCUUAUUAUAUACUGUUUGUUGUCUGGUUCUUGUACAGAAUAGCAGUAUUGCCAAAAGCUGUUCAGCUUGUGUUCAUGACAACAUCACAACUUACACAAAUAUGUUGUGGAAUUUGCUCUUUUCAUCGGGUUUAAGGUCUCUGUCAGUCUUUUACCAUGGUUUGUGGGAUUUUCAACUUUUUUUGCCUCGUAUCAUAUUUAUUCAACUAUUAUAGCUUAUUUAAUAGAAUAUAUUUUUAUUUAUGAAUGAUAUUUUGCCGCUAAUUUGUCAGUAUAAGAAAGAGCAAGUAAAUUCGUCUAUAAACAUACUUUUGCAGGUAGUCAAAAAACUGUCAGUUUCAACUGACAUGCUAUUAGAAAGGUAUGCUGUGGUUCAAAUUUUGUAUGUUUUUGUGGACGACAUGUCCACACACAAAAUGUUGUUAGCACUAUACUUACUAAAUGACAACUUGUCUCACACAGCCAGUCCAGACACCUCUGGACAUGGCCAUCUGCACACAGAGAGAGGAGCAUGUUCUAGGGCUGGAGACAAUCGGUCGGAAUUCACAGCUCCUGCUGAACAUGCAGACGUUUAGUUUCCAUGAAUGUAUAAGGGUUAACUUCUCAGUAGAGGGGAUGUAUACAUUUUAUCGCUGGAUGGGUUGGCCUGGCUUAUCCAUAAGAGUUUAGUCUACUCCACACUGAUGAGAUCCAAAGCUCAAAUUAAGUAAUGAACUAUUUCAAGGAAGGGAUUUUUCUCUUCAUACAGAGUUCGAAUACUAAAGUGUGUACAGAAAGGGAUAAUUACCAAAGAGUUGGUAUGCCUACUUAUACAUUCAAGAGAUGUUGGCAUCUCGGUGUACAGUAUGGGUAUAAUUUUCUCUAAAUUCAGGAGAAAGUAAAUGUACCCAUUAUACCAAAUAGGAAUAUUUACCCUUAAAAUUAGGAGAGGUUAGCCUAUACAUAUGAAGGUGUGUAUAUCAACUUCUACAUUUAGGAGAAAUUGAAUUUACCCACUAUACAAGAGGGGUAUGCAUAUCCAUAGCAGCAUACCAUUAAUAUAGGGAUCUGUAAGAUGAAUAGCCUGUCCAAUAUAAGGUUCAUUUCUGUUCUUACAGUUGAGAGGGUUUGUGUACAUUCUAACGUACAAGAGUAUUUCCAGUGGAAAGUUAAUGAGUACUAUCUAGUCAUAAUGAAGUGAUUCACUUUCGUCAGUGGGCAUACAUUUUCUGGUCAUUUUGAUGUUUUUUUACUGGAUUGUACUACAUAGAAAUUGUGACUAUGUAGAAAUGUUGUGCAGGGAAUUUUCUUAUGAUGGAACAUGUUCUUGAUAGAUUUCAGCAUUUUAAAUUUUGUAUUUAAAGGUUUAUAUAGGCAUUUUUAUACUUUUGUGCAAAUUGAAGAUUUUAAAAAGUUAUUGCAUGCAAAGUUAUAUGUUAAUUAGUUUCCUAAUUACUGUUUUACACAUCUUUUGUCAUGUUCAACAGAUUUCUACUGUGAUUUUGUCCAGUUCAUAUGGUUCAUUAUUUCGUAGACCAGUGUAUAUGUGUGUGUGUGUGGAAUUACUGCAAAGUGUAACAAUCUUUGAUAUUUUUUUCUCCACUUCAUAUUCAAUGACAUUUUUUUAUAACAAAAUGUGAGAAGGUUUUUAAACAUGAUUACACUUAAUUAAGUGAGAGAGCUGCCAAAUUCUCUGAGAAUUCAUAAAUUAUUUUAUAUUUGUGAUAGAUCAAGGUUUAUCAUUGAUGUCCUAACUUGAAAAUACCUCAUUCUGUCACUUCGGUGAAUCAUUUUUCACACAGAAAAACUUUGCAGAAUUCUGAUUUAUCAUAUUAAAAUUGCUGAUACCUUAUAUGAUUUAAAAAAAAAAUCUAAUAUCAUUUACAUCUCCAGUCCUCGAAACUUAGAUUUAUGCAAUACAAUGAUUUAAUUUCGGUUAAAUUUUUUUUUUUUUUUUGUGGUAAUGAUUUGAAUAAGGAACACAUAUUUGGAAUUGAUUCAAUGUACAUAUUAGAUUUUAUUUAUUCAAUCAAGCAUAUUCAAUUGCUUGAAUUGCAGAGACUAAUACUUUCAGUUUAAAACUAAUUGUUGCUUAAGGGAAAAAGGCUCAAAAACAUACAGAAGAAAAAUGAAAAGUAUGAUGCAUAUUUGAUAAAAGAGGAAAUGAAAAUCCAGCAUUCGAUUUUUUUAUGGUAAACUGUAGUGCUAGAUUGUUUGUGUAGUUUGAUCUUUUUAUUAUUAAAAUGUGAGAGAGUAAUUUAUUAAAUAUUUAAAUACCAUCAGAAGGUGAAUAUUUUUACUUCUCUUUAUAUGUAAUGUGUGAAAGGAGUUGUAAAUGUCCUGUAUAAAGCUAAUUGGGUUGUGGAAACAGGAGAUAACUUCAUUUGUAGUGAAAAGAAUUCAUAGUUUUCAUUUGCUCAAAAAAUAAAAUAGAUUAGUUUGUUACACCUUUUAUAAGUUAUCCCCCUUAGUCCAGAUCCACAUACCUGUGUAUUAUAAACCUGUUUAUAAACAUUCAGAGAUUUAUUAUGGUGUAUUCCAGAUAUUUUCACAUAUCAUACAUUUUCUGCAUGCUUACAUACAAAUUUAUCCUUCAGUGAUCAUAUAAUAGCUUUUUUAUGUGUAUAGAGGCUAUCCCUGUCACUCAACUCUGCUAUUGAGGAAGAAACCAAUACUUUAGUUUGGUGUGGUGUCUUCAUAUAUUGUGUAAUCUAUCCAAUGGAUGGAAUUGGGUUCAUGUAAUUAUAAAUAUCUGUACGGAUAAUGUCGUAUGUCACUUCCAGUUUGAAAUACUAUACCCGUCUGUAAUUAUGAUGUUUAACAAUUAUGAUAAAAGAAAGCCUUUUUAUUUUUAUUCUCGACAUUUUUUAUACGUAAACAAAUAAUUAUUUCAUCUGUAAUCUGCCAAAUAUAAUUUCAGUAAAAAAGAGUGAAUCAUAUUUUUGUUACUAUUGCAUAACAGAAAUCAUUUUAAAAUCAAACUUGAUGUUGUCCAAUAUUGUAUAUUAGCGGAAAUAGCGAAAUUGUACACAUAUUUCAUUGUUACAUGUGUUAUAAAGCAUGUAUCUUUCUAUUUCCACUUUGUAAUAUUCCAGUUUUUGUAUUACACUUCAUAAAAUGUGUAAAUAGUGGAUGCAAAAUAAUUAAAAAAAAAAAAUGUAAAUGGUAGACUUAUUUUUGUUUAAGGUGCUAUUGUUUUGUAUGAAAAAAGGGAAAGCUUAAUUUAUAUUUUUUAAUUUCUUUGUUAAUAUGUUAUUGUAUUUUGUACUUUUGAUUAACCAUCUGUCUGUUAUCUGUGUUGAUACAAGCAAUGUUGUAUUUCUGUGAUUCUCCACUGCCGGUUUACUUAUGUGUAGAUCUGUAGAGAAAUACUAUCUACAACUGCCGUUUUACUCCGGUCAGAUGUUUCUUUAGUUCUGUAACAAUUGUGUUUAUCUAUAAAAGGGAAUUGAACGGAAAGUUUCUUUUUCUAUUUAAAUCUGUUUGUGGAAAUGAAAAAAAAAGAGGAUCAUAUUCUAGAUUUUUGUAGAUCUAUUCAUGGUAUUUUGUUGCAUAUACAAAAUAUAUAAAACAAUAUUUAAAUGUAAAUUAUUUAGUAACUAUUGUUGAUAUGUAGAAUUCCCCCACCUUGCAUUCCAGAAUUAUUAUACCAAACAAAAUUGUAAUGUAAAAAUUAAAGAUACUAACAUUAACUUAAUAUAUAUUUAACUCCUAAAAUAACUACCUUAUUUUUAUUAAAUUUAUUUCUUCUUUUGAUAUUCAAUGUUUGUUUAAAAAAAAGUCAAUUGUCCAUAAAGUUGCUUGGUUUGAAAAAAGAGGUAACUGGUAUAAAUUUGGUAUAUUGUAGCCAUUCAUGAAUAUUUUACAUACACAUUUCUACAUGUUGUCCAAAGGGAACCGGGAUUGGCUGAUGUUAAGUACCUUAUGGGAAGUGUUAGCAUGUCUGUGAUCAAUGAAUACAUGUAGGCAGUGAAUUGCUGACCAGUCUUGGUCAGUAAGUCUGGCCUGUAGCGGUCCGUAACAGAACAAUAGCAGCGGAGUUGGCUUUUAGGAGAACCAUCUAAUAACUCAUUAUAAUACUGCAGAAUAGAGUGACAGCUAAUUAAUAUCUUAAAGUAAGUUUUCUAUGUGCAGGUUCAUUAUUGGGUAUUGGUGCCUUUUUGUUAUCGACUGACUAGGAAUUAUUUAUUUACUAAUAUCACAGUUUGUAGUGAGUUAUGUUUUUGUACAGUAUGUGUCUAUUUUUAUAUUACUUUUUUUUCUUUCAUAGCCUUAUUUACCUUAUUUAUAUGACGUUUUCUUGGUUGUUUUCAAUACACAUUGUCAGACAUUUUGUGAUAGCAAAUACUAGUCCUGAUCAGUUAAGAAAAUUGAAUUUUGUUGUGAAUGAUAUCGAAAUGUUCAACUUUAACUGAAAUCUCUAAUUUCGUUCCCACAGACAAAACCUAAUGACUGGUAAGAUACAAUUUAUUUCCAUCAGAAAAACAAUUGGUUUAAUUUUGCUAAUCACAAUUCAGCCGAGGAUUACGCUACCUCAAAGUUGGAAAAAUACUGGUCAAGUGUUUGAAGGACAAUACCUCACACCUUUUGCCUUUUGUAGGUUGGUACUCUCAAACUUUAUCUGUGAUUCUUCAGGGGAAAAUUGCGAACCUUAUAUGACUGAGUACUACAUGUGAUGCUCCUAAUCCUGAUGGGUUCUGCUAAAAGCCAACAUGGUACAGGUGUAACAUUGGGGGUGAUGGGUAGUCUUGGGCAGAAAAUGGUAUCAUUCUUACUGUUUGAGUUGUGUUUAGUUUAAAGCAUCAAAUUAUUUGAUAGAUUUACCUACUUAAAGUAGAUAGAAAUAGUAAAAUAGUUUAAGUAAAAUCAUGUUAUUCCUAAGGCAGAACUUUCAACUAAAGGUGUUAGUGAAUUAUGGGGCUGUACAGCAUAAAAAUGUUUUUGAAUUUAGUAUUUAAAUUGAACUUUGUCUUCCGACAUUUAUAAAUUUUCAUUAUUAGAUGUCCUUUAAUAACUUUGAUCCAGCAAGGAGGUAAUGAUGUAAUGAUAGGUUUUGUUUGAGAGUAUUUGUGGUAAAAGUUAUAAGGAUUCCCCAGAUUAUGGUAGAAUGGUACUGCUAGAUGGUUUUAUAUAUCUUGAAAUGUAGGGCACUACUUGUAAAUUUGAAUUUGUAUUUCUGUUUUGAUAUGAGUUGAUUAAUGUUUAUUUAUUAGAUUUAUUUUUUCAUACUUUUUACAUGGUUUCAAUAUAACAUGAACUUGCGGUACUUUGUAGUAUAGUUCUACAACAAUUCCAGUACUAUAAUAGCGAAGGAUUCAGAAUCAGUACAUCACAGCUGUGCAAGUUCUCCGUGGGAAGUUUAAAGAAAUUACAUUUGAAUUUCUUUUGUCUUCUGAUUUCUUUUAUUUUUGUUAUCUACAAGUGGUGACGAGUUCCUCAGUGUAGGACUCUUGUGUGUUGUGUGUAUUUAAAUACCUUGCCACUAUUUUAGGCAUUACAUUGUGAAGUGUGACAGUAGAAAGGUGAUGUUCAAGCCUAGAUGUUUGUCUAGGAUAGAAUUUUAUAAACAAAUAAUUAGAAGAUUUUAUUUUUCACUGAUAUUCAUGUAUGCACAAAACAUGUUUUUAAAAAAAAAAACCCAAAAAACUAUUGCCUUGCAUGCUAGGUUUUGAUACCUCUACUUACUGCAAACAUCAGCGAAUGAAUUGAUGAAAGUCAGACCUUUAUACUUUUAUAUUUAUAAAUAUUAACAAAAUGCAAAUUUUAAAAAAAAAUUGUUUUCAAUCUGAGGAGGUAAUAUUGACAGUUCAUGCGCUAAUGUAAUGACCAUAUUGCUAGCGAUUGGAAAGUCACUGGAGUUACUGUAUAUGAAAUUUGUCAGCCUUUCAGAGAAAUACUUCAAUAGUAGUAUUCACAGAAUUCCUUUGGCCCCCUGUUACAGUACUCUGUGGGAGUGGAUUUAAAUUGAUCUUCCUAUUUAAGUACUGUAUAUGCUAGCAUGUGGAAGUACUGUAUAUGAAAUUUUGCCUGUACCCCCAGGGAAAUAAUAUAUAUGGCAUUUCCCUUCUCUUCCUAGGCCUGUAAGUCAAUUAUACAAAUCACAUGUAGGCCAACAGUAAUUACCUGGACAUUACAGAGAAGAAAAAAACUGUAAGCAAUUAGAAAAUCUCUGGACUUUACAAAAAAAAAUACUUCAUGCUAGCCUAUAGGAGGUAUGUUAGUCUGGAUGUCACUCAGCCUCACAGAGAAAAGGUUUUUUUUAUUAUUUUUUUUUCUUUUUGUAAUCGCCCAUAAUUUGCCAAACAGUGUACAAUGUUUUAUAAAAAAAAUUUGGAUUAUGUGCAACUUUGCCAAAGACUUACUUGCCAGAAUUUAGUCAUGCUGCAAAGAGACAAACUCCAUUUUGUAUCCAAGUUUGUCAUUGAAAACUUUGUUAGCUAAUACAUAUAUAUAUAUAUCAACAUCAGUAAACAAGCCCAAUGGAGGUCGAUGAUGACACACCAUUGUUAGUCACAAGGGGAGCAGUAUACCGGUGUCUGAGGAACAGGUGACCAGUAACCCAAUUUAUGAGGGUUGGUAUUGAGAAUGAGGAUUGGUAUCAGAGUGAGGGUUAAUUAGUAUCGUAGAGUGAGGGUUAAUUAGUAUCGUAGAGUGAGGGUUUUUUAUUGGAGAGAAUGAGGUAUCAUGUGAUUGGUGUGGUAUCUGCUCUUCCUGUCCCUGGUGGUGAUCACACUAUCAGGGACGUUAUCCAUAAGUGCAAUAUCUACAGUUACACUUUGUUUUCGUUAUUGAUUUGUUUUGUACAUGUAUCAUGUUAUAUAGAGCUAUAUAUAGCAGUACACUUGCCUCCUUAUUUUUCAUUGUUUAUGCUUAGUUUCAUAGUUAAAGGAAAUUAUAAGAGUGACUAUAUAUUUAUUUUUAAUUUAUACAGCUUUUGUUAUUUUAGAGCACAGAAUUUUUUUAAUUUAGAUUUUUUUAUCAUUACAUCAUUUAAGUGAUAAUUAUUUAUUAAAUCAGUACAAAAAAUUGUUUUAUCUUUUGCAAUACCUGUACUAUUUUUAAUACUUGAGUUUACACACAAGAAGGUGUACAUCAUAGCUUCAUAACUGACUUACAGUAUUAUUGGUAAAACAAUUUGCAUAAAAUUCUUUUUUUUUUAGUUCAAAUAUUGUAUAAAAAAAUUGCCGCAUACUGUAAAAUGCUGGUGGUUGUUGUUAAUUAUUUUUUUAACCUUUAUUUGUACAAUGAUAUAGCCUUCCAUAGAAAGCCUGUGGUGUAGUCAGUCAUAACGUAUCAUCAUCUGGUGUCAGUUCACCUACAUGUUUUUUUUAAUUCAAUAUAUAUAUCUAGAUAUAUAUAUAUAUUUCGAGGGUAUUGCAUGCAUCUGUAUUCCUGACCAAUUUCUCAUGAAUGUUGUGUUUGUAUAUGGGAAGUUUUCAAAUUUAUUUUUUUGUUGAAUGCAGAGUUACAAAGUGUCCUGAUGUUUCUAUGUUUUUAAUAAAGCUAAGUCAUUCUUUUAUAAUCACAAAGCAAAUCUGGUGUUGAAGGCUUAUUUCAAUUAGGAUAGUUUUGUAUUUAAUUUUGAUAAAUUACACACACACAAAAAUGUAUUGCACCAGGAAUUCUCAGUGUUAUCAGUUACUUUUUUGGAUUGGUCACAUGGUUUUGCUGCCUUGAUAUUUGAAAUAUUUUUUUUUUAAUUUUUAAAAAAAUAUCUUUCUAAGACUUUCACAUUUUGUGUAAGGAAUUCUUCAGCAAAUAAAAGACUUUCAGUAGUAA
This is a messenger RNA of Pecten maximus, 10226 nucleotides long. RefSeq names its product cytoplasmic polyadenylation element-binding protein 2-like. Gene Ontology annotation, biological process: negative regulation of cytoplasmic translation. The record is from RefSeq and is a predicted model, not a curated record. The transcript has 8 exons. Gene Ontology annotation, molecular function: mRNA regulatory element binding translation repressor activity; ribosome binding; translation factor activity, RNA binding. Bases 132 to 2042 code for a protein of 636 amino acids. Lineage: Eukaryota; Metazoa; Mollusca; Bivalvia; Pectinida; Pectinidae. Gene Ontology annotation, cellular component: nucleus; cytoplasm; neuron projection.